Cinara cedri is the source of this 456-nucleotide messenger RNA. Lineage: Eukaryota; Metazoa; Arthropoda; Insecta; Hemiptera; Aphididae. The record is from the annotation of a GenBank genome assembly.
AUGGGUCUCCUGGUAGAUGUUCCACGGCUAGAUGGAAGCGGUACGUCAAAUGAUGAAAACACUGAACGUCGAUUUUUCGCGAAUCCUCAUUUAACAUCAACAACUACAGGUAUAAAUAAAGAGGUUAUUAAACGUUUUGGUAUAAUAUUACAAGUGAUUUCUUCUGGAUAUAAAAUUGACGUGCAACUAUUUGACAACUAUGCAAUUGAGACAGCCAAACUAUUUGUUAUACAAUAUUUUUGGUUUUAUUUACCAGCAAGCGUCCAUACAAUUUUGCUACAUGGAUCUAUAAUAAUCGAAAAUGCAUUACUUCCAAUUGGACUUCUGAGCGAAGAAGCCCAGGAAGCGAGAAUUAAAGACAUUAAAAAAUACCGUGAACACCGGACUAGAAAAAUAUCACUAGUUAAAACUAUGGAGGACUUAUUUAGUAAUCUCUUAGUCUCUUCGGGUCCGUAA